Molecule: messenger RNA, 3678 nt
Organism: Pocillopora meandrina
Lineage: Eukaryota; Metazoa; Cnidaria; Anthozoa; Scleractinia; Pocilloporidae
Source: the annotation of a GenBank genome assembly
AUGCCAUGGUCAGCAACUCAACAAAAAAGGCUUGCACUCGAGAAAAAUAUUCUCGAGAAGUACUUCGGUAACAGAGUUUCAUGGAUCAAUCCAACUGGCGAUACGAAGGUUGAAGUAAGAGUGACAACCACCAAUGAUAAACAGUAUACACUCAGGGUAUAUCUUCCUGGAGAUUUCCCGAAUUCAUGCCCGAAGAUGAUAGUCAGUAACCCUUCGUCCUGUCUGAGAACGAGAAGCGGUUUUUCGCUAAGCGGUGUGUGUGGGAAUAACCAUACAUUGGGCAGCAUUGAUGGUUGCACUCAGAUCUGCCAUUUUAACUCGUCCCUGUGGAAAGAUAACAACACACUGUACCAAGUGGUUAUGAAAGGGCUGAUAUGGCUGGAGGGGUACGAAGCACAUCUUCGCACUGGGCAACCUUUGAGUAAAUACUUGCAAGAGAUGUAAACAAAUCGGCUGAGGACAGGAAAAAAACUGAGGAUCGGGACAAACAUUUCUGUGACAAUACCAUUUCUACCUGAGCCUAAAGCUUGAUCCUUCGGUAUCGGUAAAUUCCAUUGAUUAUUGUUUAGAUUUAAACCUGGAUAAAGUUUAUUUUUUAAAAUGCUGGCUAAACCUUCACCUCCGCGCUUUGAAGUCCAGAUUGUAAUUAUAAUAAUUAUUAUUACCAUUUUUCUUUGUGUCGCUUUCCUGUAUUAUUCGAUUUCUGUCAAUUUUUUUGGAGUCUGGCGAAGGGUCUUACUCUCUAGAGUGUUAGCAAUAUCGUGGAAGACUCCAUCACAUCCAGUGACCUCCAAAAUACAUUUGCACAAUCCAGAAGGCGUCUUGGAAGGUUGCUUGAAAGCCUUUUAUUUCGAUCGCUUUCGUUUCUAUAUUCGAAUGAUUUGCGUUAGAAAUAGGAUCUUAUGUAAGAACCUCUUAUCCCUCGUAUUGAUUUCUUUUCAUAUCAAUCGGUACAAUCGCAAAUUGCGCGGGCACGCUUUCAAAAUUUCACCUGUUUUGACUUUCUGAGAUGUUUUUUCACGUACAUUAUUAACAAUUAACGACGUGAUUUCUCUUGCAAUUUUUGUAAUAAGCACUUGUGAAUUUUUCAGAGACUACAAAUUGUACUUGCCAUACGGGCUCGUACAGUUCUGUUGUCCUUGAAAAUUUACUUGUGCUUAUUAGCACCAAUUUCUUUCGAAAUCGUGUUUUUACCUAUAUUUACAUGAUCCAGAGAUCCAACGAUUCACUCGAACUGACGUUAGCCAAACUAUCUGCAGACGGAAGUUUUCAGGAUUGGGUUCCGUAAAUGCCAGAGUUUCUCCUAAUGUUUGACGAACUCAAGAUCUCAAAAGUGCACGCUUGGAAGUACGUCGACGAAGAAGGCUUGAACAAGUAAACAUUUAACAUGGCAAUCUUAAUUACGAGCGACAAAAGUUGUACAAACCGAAAGUCUUUACAUUGGCCUUCAUACCUCCCAAAGAUUAUCAUCUCUGCCAAAAGAUUGUUCUAAAAACAGUGUCGAAGCUAAGAGGUGUGACAAAAAACUUUUUAACCAUGGAGCAGCGAACGAACUCGCUAAAUUAGCAAACUGUUUUAUCCAACACCUUAAAAACUCUAAAUUAACUGCAUCUAUAAUACUUUACAAUUUUUCAUCAAACAUUUCUUUAAAAUGGGAUUAGAGGGCUCAAUGACAACUAGUAUCAACUGUAUAUAAUCUUAGGAUCUUUUCUUUUUGUCUAACAGGAAUAUCUACACUAAAUACGUAUCAAUUCGUCGAUUUAAGUCGAAUGAAUAUUAAGUCGAUCAAUUUUUGGAAUUUUCCGUGUUUCUUACUAAAGUUAAGGGGCGAUGUUAAUAGCAUGGACCCUAUAAUUUUGAAAGCAGCAUUUCUCUCAGAAGUUCGAUUAUAUCGAGGGCGUUGACGACGUGAUGUUUAAAUGUCUUCAUGAAAAAAGGAGUGAAUUAAUAAAUGUAGUUUGCGUACAUGAAAAGUACAAAGACAUAAUCAUGUGACCUCAUAUGGUAGUGCAACCUUGCUCGGGGUGGACAUGACGUAACGAAAUUGCUCGAGGCAUUUUAUUCCCUCGAAUUGCUUUCUUUGCGCACGAGCAUAUCAUUCCUAAUUUAAAAACAACAUAACUCCCAACUAUAUAUCCCUCACUUAAACUGGAGAAUCACUACUGUGCAGUGUAACUGAAUACUAAUAUUCAUUGAUAGCAAAAAUAAUGCAAAGUGGGGAGUGUGCACUCACGCAUUUUCAUUCCGCUUCGAAGAAAUGAUACAUUUAACUCUGUUGGUUAGUUGGAUUUUUCAAUCUCUUGUUAUGGACUUAUCAUCUUCUUAGGCGUAGAAAUAUUCUCAGCUUCGAAGACGAAAUGAAUAGCGGGUAUUUACCAGCUUUUUCAAGAUUCCAUGAAACGAGUGUUGUUUGCGGAUGGCCUUAAGGCCAUCCGCAAACAACACUCGUGGAAACAAAACACUCGUUGAGUGGAAACAAACAUCUUGUUCGAUUCCAAGAAGAACUUGAGUCAAACUACCGGUCUUUCCAAGAAAAAAAAUAUAAUUAGAAAACAAAAACAGAUUGAACACGUGUUUUUUUAAGUGUAUACGACAUUUUUAUCAUAUUUUUAAGGAUCUUUCCUCUGAUGACUUUCAUAUUUCUCUCAUCCUUUUAUUGGGUAAGUUUACAAGAGUUCUGGGUCCACUUCAAUACGGUCCGUUCCGCUCCGGCUCAUUGCAAAGUUCACUCGCGCUCCGAUAGAGUUCUUGGGCAUGAAAAAUUUUGAAUGAUACAUGGAACUUGAACCAUGACCGCGUAAUAAUGGAUAUGUAAACAGCAUGUUCGCCAAAAUUUCGAGAGCGUUCCGAUUGUUAUCGUCUUUUGUUUGAACUACCGUACUAUGCAAUGUGAUUUUGAGAUAUGCUAGACUAUUACGUUAGGGUAAAAAGAGUAACCUUUUCUUUUCCUUUCCUUGUCGUGCACAAAAGUCUGUUGUAUUGUAAACAAAGUUUUCCGUGAAAAACGCCCACGCAUCAUUUACUUUUUAUCUUUCUGAAUUUCCAAGAGCCACGCAAUGCCAUUUACGCAUGUUUCAAUUUCUUAGAAAACUGAAAUGUGAUGCGAAAGCGCUAGCUAAAGCAAAGCGGUUCGGAAAUACUUGUUCGCGACACUCACUGGCUUUGAAUUUAGCGAGUAAUCCUCGUUUGAAACUUGUACAGACAAACUAAAAGUUGCCUUUGUCUUUCUUCAAAAUGCCGUGGUCAACAACUCAGCAAAAAAGGCUUGGAUUCGAGAAAAAUAUUCUCGAGAAGUACUUCGGUAACAGAGUUUCAUGGAUCAAUCCAACUGGCGAUACGAAGGUUGAAGUAAGAGUGACAACCACCAAUGAUAAACAGUAUACACUCAGGGUAUAUCUUCCUGGAGAUUUCCCGAAUUCAUGUCCGAAGAUGAUAAUCAGUAACCCUUCAUCCUGUUUGAGAGCGAAAGACGGUUCUCCGCUGAGUGGUGAGAGUAGUCGAAACCAUACAUUGAGCAGCAUAGAUGGUUGCACUCAGAUCUGCCACUUUAAGUCGGCCUUAUGGAAAGAUAGCAACACACUGUACCAAGUGGUUAUGAAAGGGCUGAUAUGGCUAGAGGGGUACGAAGCACAUCUUCGCACUGGACAACCUCUGAGUAAAUACUUGCAAGAGAUGUAA